GGCCCCUGUAAAGCCAGGCCAAAGCCCCGCUGUUAUGACUCCAGCCCAGGCUCGGCGGGCCCCGGAGCCGCCUGGGCGGGAAGCCCCAGGUCCCUCCUCCCUGGCGAGGGGCGGCCCCUGCGGGUCGCUCCUCCCCGUCCCCGCUGUCCCCGCUGGCCGCUCAGUGGCAGCCCGGCGAGCCGCGGAACCAGGCGAGCCCAUGGCCCAGGAGGAGGCGGCGGCGGAGGGCGGCGGCGGGCUGCUGCUGGAGAUCCUGAGCUCGCCGCUCAACCUGAGCCUGCUGGGCCUCUGCCUCUUCCUGCUCUACCAGAUCCUGCGGGGCGAGCGGGCCCCGCGCCUGCCCGACGACGCCGAGCCGCCGCCGCCGCCCGAGCUCGGGCGCCGCGACUUCACCCUGGCGCAGCUGCGGCCCUACGACGGGCUGCGGGAGCCGCGCAUCCUCAUGGCCAUCAACGGCAAAGUCUUCGACGUGAGCCGCGCCAGGAAGUUCUACGGGCCCGAGGGCCCAUAUGGAAUUUUUGCUGGAAGGGAUGCAUCCAGAGGUCUUGCCACAUUCUGUCUGGAUAAGGAGGCUCUGAAGGAUGAAUAUGAUGACCUGUCUGAUCUCAACGCUACGCAGCAAGAGACCCUGAGAGACUGGGAAUCGCAGUUCACGUUUAAGUAUCACUACGUUGGCAAACUGCUGAAGGAAGGAGAGGAACCCACCGUAUACUCAGAUGAAGAAGAAAAAGAAGAUGCUAAAGAUCAAAAGAGAGACUAGAGAAUGCAGUGAGGAACAAUAUUUUUAUAUCUUAAGGGACCAUUUGUAACAUUCCAGUUCUGUUUUAUAAGUUCUAACAUCAACAGUAAUUAGAAAAGGUACAGACUUGCUGUGAUUGGAUUGUUUUUAAAGCAGUUCUUAAUCUAAAUUUACCAGUAACAUAAACAAGAUUAAAUUUCUUACAUAAAAACUGCAUGACCUGAAUGUUCUGUAGGACAAAAAGCACCAGAACAGAGGAAAAGUGAACUGCAACUUUGUACUAAAGUUAUUUCUGCUUUUUUUCAUCAAAGUAGGUUGAAAUCAAAAAAGCAUUUAUUUAAUGGCUAAGGCCCCAAUCCUUCAAACACUUAAGCAUAAGAGUAACUUUACACACAUGAGUAGUUUUAUGCUACACUGAACUCAAUGGAAGAUCUUGCAGGAUCUGGGCCUUAGAUUAUAAUCUCUAUGGGGCAGGGAACAUGUCCAUAAAGCAUCAUACAUAUCUAUGGUGCUACAUAAAUAAUUUUAAUAGUAGAGAAAACUGACAUUAUAAAAAUUUUACCACAAGCUUAUAGGUGAAUCACUGAACAUGAAUACUUCAAAAAAAAAAAAAUCCUCUUUUCAGAGAGGCUAUAUCAUUUUUAGGUACUCAUGUCUUCAUUCAAGGACUGAUGAAUGGCUAGGCUAAUUCCCAACUCGGGUAGACAUGUGCUAAAAAUAGCAGCGUGGCCACAGUGGCUCAGGCUAGCCAUCGGAGUACAACCCCAUCCAAGAUCCUAGGUAUGUAUUUGAGUAGCUAACCUCAGUCACUGUCUGUGCCAUGGCAGCCACAUUAUUUUAGCAUGCCAGCUUGAUCAAAGCCACCAUGUAUAUGUCUUCCUGGUGCAGAAAUACACCUCCCAGCGACAGUGAAGACGUACUCCAUGUUUAUUCACAGCCACAUAACAGGAUUAAUGAUUUUUGUUGUGUUUAUCUCUGAAGCAUAUCUGAAAUGUUACAGAAGUUUUGGUAUUGAUUAUAAGUUGGACCUCCCACCUAGGGAGGGGCAUGACUCAGCUAUGACUACUGUUUGUUCAAUUUUCUUAGCAAACUAUUCUAGGGGCUGAUCCCAAAAUUUAAUCCAGAUGAAAUUAAACCAGAAGGGGGUGUGUGUGUGGGGCGCAGUGUGGGGAGAUACUGCUAUUGAUUCCUUGGCCUAGUCUACACUAGAAAAGAUUUGUUGGUAUAGUUUUUAUUGUCAAACCACCUAAUGUAGACACAGCUUAUCCCAGCAAAAGAGUGUUAAAGCUGGUACAGUUCAUACCAGUUCCCAGAACAAAAUAAGUUUUAUACCAGAAAAAGCACUUUAUUGCCAGUACAGCUGCAUCCACACUAAUGCUUUUGCUGGUAUAGAAGUAUCAUUUGAAAAAACAUGGCACCCCUAACUGAUAUUACUAUACCAGGAAGUUUCUAGGAUAGAGCAAGCCCUAGAAUUGUAUUUAGCUUGUUAUUCUGUCUUAUAACUCACAUCCAGGCUUCUUUUUAGCAGGUUCUUCCUUACUGAGUAACCAAGUCACAUACCAAAAGGGGGAAUUGAGAAUGCUUUUGCCCAGUGAGGAGGGUCAACAUGCUGUUAGGACACUGAAGAAAUAUUUCAGCUUGUUAGUGGAAAUUUCGAGGAGUUAAUGAUCCACUGAUCCCUCAUGGAACGCAUUCCUUGCCGAAACACUUUUCCUUGAAUGUUGGGCGUGCUCUGUAGUUCUCCAUUAUUCCCUCUCUGUCAGAUCCCGCUGUUAGAUCCAAUUAAGCAAGUCCAUGUAGGUCCUUCUUUCCCUUCUUAGUCCAACAGACCCUGAGUUCACUGGCCUUCAGGACAUGUUUCAAGUUAUCCAUUGACUAAGGCCUCUGCCACAAGAGAGGCACUUAUUUUUCCCCUCAGGGCGCUUUUUUGGGGGGGGGUUGACUGUUUUGGGUAGACUUUUUUUUUAACCUUGUCUGGUUUAAGGUUUGUGAGUUUGCAAUAGGCUGACCAUGCAAAACUCUUGCCCACUUGCCUGCAGUGUGGAUGUAAUAUAUUUUAAGCAAAAGUAACGUUUUAACUCUUCGUUAGUACCAUGGUAAAGGGUGGGCAAGUGGGUUUUAUACUUAGACCAGUAAACUUUCAAGACAACAUUGCAAAUCUACAAUAGGUAUGUUUCUGCACUGAAAGGUUAAUAGUACCCUGGGGGCUUAAGAACAGGCCUAGAGUCAGACUUGCUCUGUAGGCUUAGCCAAAUCACUUUAACUGUACGUGCUCCAGUUUCUCCAUUGGUAAAAGGAGGAGGAUAUCUACUUCAUAGGGAAUUGAGCCUCAGUUCUUUCAUAUAAAGUGCUUGGACAUCCUCCAGUGGAAAGUGCUAUAGAAAAGCAAAGUAUUAUGUAGUUUCUUAGCUGUUUUCUUCAUGGUGCCCAUGAUGUGCGUUGCUGCUACUGUGUACUUUUGAAUGAAAACAUGGGAGCUGAAACCUCUUGCAAAAUCCUUUGUUGCUGAUGACCCUAUUUGCCAGAGCAGCCCAAUGUUUUAUAAAACUUAGGAAAAUUUAGGCAGAGGAGCAGACAAAACGUAGCUGCUUACACCAAAUAAAAAGGGAAACAGUCCCUAAACUAGGCAAAAUUGUUCUUAAAUAGGAAGUGUUCCAUGAGGUCAGCAGCUUUUGUAAACACCAUCUAGUGCACUGUGUAAAAGUACCUGAGACCGUGUGUGUUCAGAAUGACUAUUCUCAAUCCAUACACUAAGAACCACUUUGGCAUUUUGUCUUUUUGUAACACUACGCAUUAAAACAAAGAAUACAGUUGUUUGCACAGUUAGCUUGCUAAAAUAUUAUUAUAUGAAUCACAUAGGGAGGGGCUAGGGUAAUGUAAAACUAGUUAUGGGUUUGUGUUGCUUUUUAAAGCCAUUUGUACUCCUUGCAGACUAUUUCUAAUGGUUUUACCUCAAAUCAGAAAAGUGCUUUUACUUCUUAUAAGCAGACAAUAAAAUUCUAACGUAGUG
Molecule: messenger RNA, 3749 nt
Organism: Dermochelys coriacea (leatherback sea turtle)
Lineage: Eukaryota; Metazoa; Chordata; Testudines; Dermochelyidae
Gene: PGRMC1
Product: progesterone receptor membrane component 1
Exons: 3
Coding region: 35-760 (241 amino acids)
Cellular component (GO): membrane; endomembrane system
Source: RefSeq, a predicted model, not a curated record